This is a messenger RNA of Raphanus sativus (radish), 2404 nucleotides long. RefSeq names its product protein RRP6-like 1. The coding region runs from base 136 to 2310 and encodes 724 amino acids. NCBI's taxonomy places the organism in Eukaryota, Viridiplantae, Streptophyta, Magnoliopsida, Brassicales, Brassicaceae. Gene Ontology annotation, molecular function: 3'-5'-RNA exonuclease activity; nucleotide binding; nucleic acid binding. The record is from RefSeq and is a predicted model, not a curated record. Gene Ontology annotation, biological process: histone mRNA catabolic process; TRAMP-dependent tRNA surveillance pathway; nuclear polyadenylation-dependent CUT catabolic process. Gene Ontology annotation, cellular component: nuclear exosome (RNase complex); nucleolus. The transcript has 13 exons.
AGAUAUCCAAAAUUUGGUUUUGACAGAGCCUUAGUUUUAUUAUCAGGAUUCAUCCCGCGGAUAUUUUCGGAACGGAUUCGAUCCCGGAAUAAUAAGUCCCAGGCCUACUCCUACGGCGACCGUAAGCUGAUAAGCAUGGCACGCGACGAUUCACCGGGGCUGAAAUCUCUGGAGGCGUUGAUUGGUGGUUGUCUGCCGGAGAAUCUCUCAAAGUUAGCUUCUACAUCUCUUGCAGUUCCAGCGAAUAACGAUUUCCACUUUUUCUACACGAUCGAGGAGGAGUUCAGGCGUGGGAUCGAUGAGAUUUCAGGAAGCUCGCAGUGUGUUCUUGAGACGAUAGGUGGCUUCUGUGGGAAACAGAUGAGAUGUUCAGGAGAUGAUGAUGAUGCGUAUGACUGGCUUGUUAACCUGAACGAUGGAGUUCUCCAGAGAAUCGAUGAGGAUUUGGAUUUGGGAAAUCCAAAGAAGAAGGAAAUUGAUGGAAAGGCAAAGAAGGUUUCAUUCCAUAUAGCAACGAUAAAGAAGCCUCAGGAGGAGUAUAAGAUUUUGGUCAACAACCGAAAUGUACCGUUUCAGCAUGUUUGGCUGGAAAAGAAGGACAACAAUCUCGGCUUUAUUCAUCCACUGGAGAAACUUUCGGUGAUGGACUUUGUUGAUAAAAAUCUAUCAGAGAUGAAACCUGUUGAUCCCCUCCCUUUGGAAGGAACUCCAUUCAAGUUUGUUCAAGAAAUCAUUGAUCUGAAGGAUUUAGCUGCGAAACUGUCUAGUGUUGAAGAGUUUGCUGUUGAUCUGGAGCAUAAUCAGUAUAGGUCUUUUCAAGGAUUAACAUGCUUGAUGCAAAUAUCUACAAGAACGGAAGAUUAUAUAGUUGAUACAUUCAAGCUUUGGGAUCACGUUGGUACUUUUCUCCGGGACGUCUUCAAAGACCCUAAAAAGAAAAAGGUAAUGCAUGGAGCAGAUCGAGAUAUUAUUUGGCUUCAACGUGACUUCGGCAUAUAUGUAUGCAAUCUCUUUGACACAGGACAGGCCUCAAGAGUGCUAAAGCUGGAGAGAAAUAGUCUUGAAUUUCUUCUGAAACAUUAUUGUGGAGUUGCUGCAAAUAAACAGUGGGUCAUAAUUCAGCCUUUGUUAUUUGUUCUUACGCACUCAUCUUCUCACUUCAACGUCAUUGUCCCAAUUGGCUGCAGAUACCAAAAUGCAGACUGGAGAAUACGACCCCUUCCAGAUGUAAUGACAAGAUAUGCUAGAGAAGAUACACAUUAUCUUUUGUACAUUUAUGAUGUAAUGCGAAUAGAUUUGCACACAGUAGCAAAAGAAGACGAGAAACCUGACUCCCCUCUGGUAGAGGUUUACAAGCGCAGCUAUGAUGUGUGCAUGCAACUAUAUGAGAAAGAGCUUCUGACUGAGAAUUCAUAUCUUCAAAUUUAUGGGGUUCAGGCAGCUAAUUUCAAUGCGGUUCAACUUGCCAUUGUUGCGGGGCUUUGUGAAUGGCGAGAUCGGAUUGCACGAGCAGACGAUGAGAGCACUGGUUAUGUAUUACCAAAUAAAACUCUUCUUGAAAUAGCGAAGGAAAUGCCAAUUAAUGUGGGAAAGUUGCGACGGUUGUUAAAGUCAAAGCUCCCUUACAUCGAGCGUAAUGUUGAUGCUGUGAUCAGUGUCAUCAGGCGAUCAAUGCAAAAUGCUGCGGCGUUCGAGCCAGUUGUUCAAUCUUUAAAAACAUGGCAUCCUAGAACGGUCUUUGAGAAGAAUAUUGAAAGCACCACUGAGGAAACAUGCAUAGAAGCUGUUUUGUCUUCUUCUGUGAGUUCGAAGAUGUUUUUGCAGGUUGAAAAUAACACCCGGGGCGUCAGGACCAGAGGCUUGUGUGGUUCAGAAAAGGUUAGUGUGGAUGUUUCGAAGGAACAAAGCGGUGGUUGUGUAGCUUUGCCUUCAAAGAGGAAGUUUGGAAGUGAGAACAAGGCAGAUGAAGAGGUCAAAGUGUCCAAGUCAAAGCCACCAUGUGUCUCUAGGCCAGAUGAGAUUAUUAUACUGUUGGAUGACGAUGAUGAGUCUGAUGAAGAAACAUCGGACGCCGAAGAUGAUGCGGAUAGUGUUUCAGAAACGCCUUUUAAGGGACCGGAUAUAUCAAUGAACGUGAAGAAGACAUGUGGUCCGGAUAUUAUCGUGUUAAAUGAUGAUGACUCAGAUGAUGACUCAGAUGAUGACUCAGAAACUGAUGAUGGUAGGAAAAGGGAAGUUGAAAGGAUGAAUGUGAUACAUGAACAGCAGGGAAAAUUCAUGAGUUUGAAACCGGGCUUUCUCAACAUUUAGCUGUUUGAUUAGCUUUUGUUGUAAAGUGUUUCAUUGAAUUGUCUGUAUUAGUUUGUAUUUCUUAUUUGUAUACAAUGUAUUUUUACUUGGUUAA